GAAGGUCAAGCUUUGGGGGCGGGGCCGGCGCGGACCUGGGAGCGGGCGCAGGCAUUCGAGGGCCAUGGAUGGGCUCGGCCGCCGCCUGCGAGCCAGCCUGAGACUGAAGCGCAGCCAUGGGGGACCUUCACAGAACAAUUCUGGGGAAGCUGUAACAGAACCAGAAAGGAUCCAGGACCAGUCUCUACACAGUUUUACUGGGAGCCAGCACUUCUUUGAGUACCUCCUUGUUGUUUCUUUAAAGAAAAAGUAUUCAGGAGAUGGCUACGGGCCCACAAUCACCUACCAGUUUCCCAAGCGGGAGAACCUGCUCCGGGGUCAGCAGGAGGAGGAGGAGAGACUUCUCAAAGCCAUCCCUUUGUUCUGCUUUCCAGAUGGGAAUGAGUGGGCACCACACACUGAAUAUCCCAGGGAGACCUUCUCAUUCGUCCUGACCAAUGUGGAUGGGAGCAGAAAGAUUGGAUACUGCAGGCGCCUCUUGCCCGCCGGCCCUGGCCCUCGUCUUCCCAUAGUAUACUGCAUCAUCAGCUGCAUCGGCUGCUUUGGCUUGUUCUCCAAGAUCCUGGAUGAAGUAGAGAAGAGACAUCAGAUCUCUGUGGCUGUCAUCUACCCAUUCAUGCAAGGCCUCCGAGAAGCAGCCUUCCCUGCGCCUGGAAAGACUGUGACCCUUAAGAGCUUCAUCCCUGACUCAGGCACAGAGUUCAUCUCACUGACACGGCCCCUGGACUCCCACCUUGAACAUGUGGAUUUUAGCACCCUGUUGCGCUGUCUCCAAUUUGAACAGAUUAUUCAGAUCUUUGCCUCUGCAGUGCUGGAAAGAAAAAUUAUCUUCCUAGCAGAAGAUCUCAGCACACUGUCUCAGUGUAUACAUGCUGCAGCCGCCCUGCUCUACCCCUUCAGCUGGGCACACACCUACAUCCCUGUUGUCCCUGAAAGCCUUCUGGCCACCGUCUGCUGCCCCACCCCUUUUAUGGUUGGAGUCCAAAUGCGCUUCCAGCAGGAGGUUAUGGACAGCCCCAUGGAAGAGGUCCUGUUGGUGAAUCUUUGCAAAGGAACUUUCUUAUUGUCGGUUGGUGAUGAAAAAGAUAUCCUACCACCAAAACUUCAGGAUAACAUCUUACAUUCACUUGGUCCGGGGAUCGAUGAGUUAAACACUUCAGAACAAAUCAACGAGCAUGUUUCAGGUCCCUUUGUGCAGUUUUUUGUCAAAACUGUGGGUCACUAUGCUUCCUAUAUCAAACGGGAGGCCAGUGGGCAAGGACACUUCCAAGAACGGUCCUUCUGUAAGGCUCUCACCUCCAAGACCAACCGCCGAUUUGUGAAGAAGUUUGUGAAGACGCAGCUCUUCUCCCUGUUCAUUCAGGAAGCAGAGAAGAGCAGGAAUCCUCCUGCAGGCUAUUUCCAACAAAAAAUACUUGAAUAUGAAGAACAGAAGAAACAGAAGAAAUCAAGGGAAAAGACUGUGAAGUAAAAGCUGUGGUGUGCAGGACUGUCUAGAACUAUAGACCAGUUUGGAAUUUGGGCCCUGCCAGUACGGCAGGAAGUUCUCAGUGAAGUUCUCAGUCUCUGGAAUCCACGGCUUCUUUCUGAGUCCUGGUAACCUGGUCCUACUUCAAACUGGUGUUUGAGUUUGGGAUUGUGGGUGUCAGGACCUCUCAGGACUUUGAGGGCUCUUACCCCCAAUCUCACAGAACUGUACUCAAAGCUAAAUUUUGGCAGAGAUGACACAGUGGGAGACAGUAGUACAGGUGUUGUAGGUACUUGGUUCAAGUUUUUGCAACUCCAUCUCCUGGGAACUACUGUUAUAAAAUCCUCAACAGGGAAAGCUGUUGUGGCCCAAUGGCCCAUGUACAAAAUGGUAGUCUGACAUGUGAGGAUGAGAAUAAAGAUGACAAUCUUGUUUUACGUUUGUCAGUACAGGAAGCAAUGCAUAUGGGAAUAAACGGAACAGGGGAGGACCUGGUCUUGGAAUAGGGUUCAGCAGCUCCAUGUCUAGUAGGAAGGGUAACAGAUCUUGGUCAGAGUAGCUAUAACAUACAGAAACACUGUAUGAGUCAGGUGUGCUCUCCAGAAUCCUGACAGCAGAGGCUGCUUGGGAGGAGGCAGCUGUAGCAUAAGGUAGCUUGAAGGGAGAAAUUCUAGCCAACAGUAGCCCCUGAAGACCAUUCUGGGGCCUUUAUAAACAAACCAGACUGCCCAUAGUCCACCUAGUCCUUGACCUUCAGUCUUAGAUCCAACCUGAACUACUUAUCUGGUAAGUCCAGCUUGAUUUUCUAGCUAAAGGUGAUCCUUCCAUUGACAUUUUUUUCCUUUGGGAGGAAAAAAAAAAUCUUAAGAGUCCAAAGUAUUUAGUGGUCACCUAGGCGCUCCUCUUUCUAGACACCUCCAUUAAACAGUUUCUGUAUAAACACUGCAAGAGAUGGGAAACAUUUUUAGAGACAUCUUGAAUUCUACCUUUAAAUUUUAUUUUAUUUUUUUUAAUGUGGCCUUCAGGUUUCCAAACUUGAUAUAAAGAAUACAAGUGAUACAGAGGGUGUGAUAAGAGGCAGGGGCUGCCAAACUGAAGUUAAAGUGAUGCAAUCUGAUUUGGGGAACCCACAUACCUACUGCAGGUAGUAUUUGUUCCACUGCCCACAUUCCACACCUAACUGCAAUUCUUCACAGCUUCUAAGAAUCAUUACUUUUAGUUUUAUAGAAGUAUUUGCUAAAUCACUUAUACCUUGAAAAGUUUCAGAUCAAGAACCUUAGAAUCCUGUGAAGCUUAUGAAAAUCCAGAUUCUAUCCUUUAAGUUGUCUUUAAAGAUAGGAUCUGGAGCCUGUUGUGGUGUAGCCUGUAAGUCCAGCAUUCAGGAGGCUGAGGCAGGAGAACUGAGAGUUCAAACCAGCCUGAGCUACUGUGGGACCUCAAUCCAGACUGAAAAAUAAAAGCUGGAAAUAUGUUUUCCAAAAGCAGCACAUCUUUGGUUGAUUUUGAUAUUCCACUAGGUAAAUGAACACAAUAAUAAGGGCCAGCUGAGGUUUUCUACAAAGGGACCAUUGAUCUGAUGAUGCUUAUGACCUAGGGCUGAAGGAUGCAUACACUAAUAUACUUGAGUGCUUUCCAGAUUCCCUUUAUGCUGAAAAAGUUUCCAGAAUACAUGUAUUUAUUUCAAUUAAGUCUUCAGCACCUUAGUUUAUAGCUUUGGUAUGAUGUAGAAAACAUUGGCUAGACUUCAGAUCUAUACCUACAUUCCAUUCUGGAGUACAGCAAUACUGUUUGAUAACUGGUAUGCUACUUCUCCUGUCCAGCCUUAGCAAUGAACACCCGCUGUGUCUGCUGAAAUAACAAAACAACAGAUAUAAUUUACUAAAGGGGGUUAUCUGUUCUGUUUUUCUGCUUUGUUCUUGAUCUUUUAUAUCCUUCCCCCCCGCCCCCUCUUUUUCCUGAGAGACUCUCACAUAUCCCAGGUUGGCCUCAAGCUUACUAGGUCAUCAAAGACAACCCUGAACUUCUUGUUCUCUUUCAAGCACUGGGAUUCCUGAUUUUAAAUGAGUCAUGGGGUAUGUGAGUGCUGGGGAUCAAACCAGGGAUGCAGGUCACGUUAAAGUAAUCACCCCAUCAACUGAGCUAUAUGCUCAGCCCCAAAAGAAUAUAUACAAACUCAUUUUGAUGCGGGAAUUGAAACUGUAACCUUGGGUAUGCUAGACAAGUGAGUCAUAUCUCUAGUCUCUAUCUCAAAUGGUAAAACUGCUAGCAAACAAAGUCAGACAUACUCACCUGCUACAGGUUAGCAAUGACAUUAAAAGGAUAACUGUCAUUGUUGAUACAGAUCUACAAUGAAAUGAUCGUUAAAAGUUUGAGAAAGCAUGGUUCUGGCUGUCUGACACGGCAUUACAACCACUGUUUAUUCCUGAUUAUAGAAUAAGGUAUAAAUACAAUUUAAUUGUAAGGUACCUAAUUUUGCCCUUAAGCAUUUUUGUUGUGAUCCUCUUUAUAUUACAGCAACAGAACAUCUGUAUGCAAUGGAAACAGAUGUAAUUCACAAAGAACAUUUAGCUCCUAUUUCAAACUAUAGUAUCAGUAUUGAAAAGGAGAGUGCCAGCAAAGGAGUGACUGCCCCCCACACAGAUCCAGGCAAGAACGGAAAAUGUGGGGGAAAGAUCUCAGCUUCCAAAGACAGAUAAUGACAAGGGGAAUGACUGCCACACAAAGAACCCACAAAAGGGAAAAUGAACACAGCUCCACUUUUUAAAGGGUCCAGUAGUUUCUGUAAGAUAGGAACGUCACAGGCAUAUCAUGAUAACACAGUUGAUCGAAUUUCCUUAUUUAUUAAAAAUCAGGAAUAAAUUUUGCUUAAAUUGUAAAAAAUGACAUUUAAGAUGUAGUUUAUCUUUCCUCUAAAUAAAACUGAGAAAAAGGCUGGCUUUUAGAUCAUAUAUUUAUUUAAAAAAAUAAAAUGGAUUGACAAAGUUACCACAUUAUUCUGCAUGCUAACAGGAUUUCCCAAGCCUGUGAGAAACACCAUUUCUUGAUCAAUAAUAAAAUCACUUCCUCAACAAUGUAGAGACAUGAAACCUUUCCACCCAAAUUUAAAGUCUUUAUCACCACUUUCACCUCACAAGCUAGUGGGAUGUAUCUGUCACAAGCUGAGCUCCUUGUGAAAGAAAGUUUGAGAAGACAAACAAGGAUGUUACUAAAAGAUGAUGAUUUGUUAAAACUAUAAAGCAACCAUCUUUUGGCCUGCAAAUAUUUUACACCAGAAAUCACCACGGCUGGGGAUGUGCUCCUCUGACAGUCUUACUCUGAAUCCAGGAUAAUCACAAACACAUGGCAUUUUUUCCCUGCAUGCUUUCUUGGGCCAAACCCUGUUUGACAUGUUCCGUUUACAGGAU
This is a messenger RNA of Nannospalax galili (Upper Galilee mountains blind mole rat), 4872 nucleotides long. RefSeq names its product DENN domain containing 2D (gene Dennd2d). Gene Ontology annotation, cellular component: nucleoplasm; cytosol. NCBI's taxonomy places the organism in Eukaryota, Metazoa, Chordata, Mammalia, Rodentia, Spalacidae. The record is from RefSeq and is a predicted model, not a curated record. The coding region runs from base 65 to 1471 and encodes 468 amino acids. The transcript has 12 exons.